Medioppia subpectinata is the source of this 1246-nucleotide messenger RNA. NCBI's taxonomy places the organism in Eukaryota, Metazoa, Arthropoda, Arachnida, Sarcoptiformes, Oppiidae. The record is from the annotation of a GenBank genome assembly.
CAUAACGUUAUAUAACGACAAACACCACAACAAAAACAGAUGACAACAACUCCAGUGAUAAUAACUCAAGACAUAAACAUCACUGCAAUAGAUCUCGUCAUCGCAUAUAUAGUGAUCGCAUAGUGUGUGUCUCAACCCGUCAUCUGAUCCAAAGCUGUAAUGACUUAACGCAUCGUAAACCUGAAGAGCACUCCCGAUGGCCAACAUUUACCACCACUGCUACCACUCUUAAGACAUCUCACAAGACAACACCCCAUCUCUCUCUCUCUCUCUUAAACAUCACUGACAGCUGAUCCACACAUUCGUGAUGAACGGUCUGCGAGAGUCUGAUUACGUGGACGCGCUGAAGACGUACCAGAGGUCGCGCUUAGAGCACAUGCGGUCUGAGGCGACGAAUAUGCGGCUGUAUUUGGACACUCUUCGGGCCAAAGUGGCCGCUCUGGAGACGCAGCGCACGCGACGGCGCCGCCUAUCGGUGGGCGACGAUAUCGGCGGCGAUUUAGUGGUCACUUGUCGUCAACUGCGGACCGACAACCUUCAGCUCCACAUCGACUGUCACUGUAUGACCAUUGAAGUGGAUCUGUACGCGUCCGGCCGUAUGCCACUCGGCGUCACCGACGAGAGCUUUUUCCGCCAUUUGCACGUUCUUCGGGCCAACGGUUUGCCAUUUUUGGCGCCCAAUCAACGCCAUAACCACCCGAUGCCGGGCCAGUACGUGGCCACAGGCGCCGCCGCACCACCGGUGCCCCAACGGCCGUAUCCGGUGCAGCACAUGCCUACCACUCGGUAUACCCACCCCUUGCAUACCGUGCGCUACUCUUACCAACAGGUCUACUGUCCGUCGUUGGCACUCACGAGCGGCCGCUUCGCCAGCGGUUACGGCGCCGGCGGUAGUGGCGGACAGUUGUUAUCACAGGUGCCGCCAACACCUAUAAACGGUGGUCACCGACUGCUGCCCCGAACGCCAUCACCGCAUAGUAGGCCCCGAUCGCCGUUACCCGCGUCUAGUGGUGUGCCGUCUCUGCCGCCACCCCUACCGCCGCGCGGCUCCCCUCGACCCGUGAGAUCGGCGCCCGAACCGCGCGUUUCCAUCACCGCUCCUGACGUCGCCGACAGUAUCGCCGGACUGACCGUCGAUGACGACGAAGAGGACGGCCAGCGAUGGGUGUGUCCGAAGUGUACGGUCGAGAAUCACUCGGCCCUCACCUACUGUGAAGUGUGCGAAUUGCCCCGCAAUGUGCGGCUC